Lotus japonicus is the source of this 750-nucleotide messenger RNA. RefSeq names its product late embryogenesis abundant protein At5g17165-like. The record is from RefSeq and is a predicted model, not a curated record. Bases 94 to 477 code for a protein of 127 amino acids. The transcript is spliced from 2 exons. Lineage: Eukaryota; Viridiplantae; Streptophyta; Magnoliopsida; Fabales; Fabaceae.
UGUUAUAAAUAUCCAUUUUCUCAUCCCUCAUUUCAGACAAACUCAAUUAAUCUCUCUCUUUCUCUGUUGCGUUUGCUCAGUUUCUCCUCUUGUAUGGCCGCCAAUUCGAAGAUCACCGCCGUCGGGAAGCGUCUCGCCAACCAGAUCUGGAACUCCGGCAACUCUCCAUUGCCUCCUUCCGCUGCCUCCUCUGCUCUCCCUUCCAUCAGGAGGGCAGCAUACAGCACAUCAGUGUACGACAAGAACCCAGAUGACCACAUCCGGGCUGGGCCGGUGCCAGAUGAUGUGAUCCAGGCAACUGAAUCCGGGAAGUACUGGGCUCCACACCCACAGACUGGGGUAUUUGGGCCCCCGGGCGAGCAAGCCAGUGGUCCAGCGGGCUUCCACUCUGAUGCUGCAGCCACCUCCGUUCUGGAGGAGAAGGCCUGGUUUCGUCCCUCCAGUCUGGAGGACUUGGAGAAGCCACACCCCACCUAGCUUAUAUAAAUAUUUGCAUGCGUAGUAUAAAAAUAUAUAAAUAAGUAAGUACCCUAGUGAAGUGCUGUGGUUGGUUGGUUACUCCAGGUUCUGUAUAUUUUAGUGCUGAGCACACUACAGGUUGAUGCUCGUUGAACAAGAGUGAGUGUGAACUGGAGCUUUUAUAUUACAUUAGCUAUGUAGUCAGCCAUGAACUACGUUAUGCUUGUAAUUGUCUUGUUUUUGUUUUCAUCCAACUUUAAUAUUAGACCUAUGGUUAUGGCGGUUCAUGCU